Terrapene triunguis (Three-toed box turtle) is the source of this 7084-nucleotide messenger RNA. Its product is annotated as basement membrane-specific heparan sulfate proteoglycan core protein-like. The transcript has 53 exons. Gene Ontology annotation, molecular function: cell adhesion molecule binding; calcium ion binding. Gene Ontology annotation, biological process: cell-cell adhesion. The coding region runs from base 5 to 7084 and encodes 2359 amino acids. Lineage: Eukaryota; Metazoa; Chordata; Testudines; Emydidae. Gene Ontology annotation, cellular component: cell-cell junction. The record is from RefSeq and is a predicted model, not a curated record.
GGGCAUGCCGCCCCCCAUCCGGAUCGAGGCCUCAUCGUCUUCCAUCGCUGAGGGACAGACCCUGGAUCUGAACUGCCUCGUCACGGGCCAGGCACCAGCCACAGUGACGUGGUACAAGCGGGGGGGCUCUCUGCCGGCCAGACACCAGGUCUCCGGCUCCCACCUACGCAUCUCUCAGGUCUCGGCGGCCGACUCGGGUGAGUACGUCUGCCGCGUGAGCAUUGGUGCCAGCUCCCGUGAGGCCUCCAUCCCAGUUACUGUCCAGCACAGUGCCGGCUCCCCACACGCCCCCCCCAUCCACAUUGAGUCCUCCUCCUCCGCCGUCACUGAGGGACAGUCCUUGGACCUGAACUGCCUCAUCACGGGCCAGUCGUCAGCCACAGUCAUGUGGUACAAGCGGGGGGGCUCCCUGCCGGAUGGCCACCAGGUCUCCGGCUCCCACCUGCGGCUGGUCCGGGUCUCAGUGGCCGACUCGGGUGAGUACGUCUGCCGCGUCAGCACCGGCGCUGGUAUCCAAGAGGCCUCCAUCAUCGUCACCAUCUACCGCACCACCGGCUCACCCUACUCCUCGGGCGAAGAGCCCCCUGUCCGCAUUGAGUCUUCCCCGUCCUCCAUCGCUGAGGGACAGACCCUGGACCUGCACUGCCUUGUCAUGGGCCAGGCACUAGCCACAGUCACGUGGUACAAGCGGGGGGGCUCCCUGCCGGCCAGUCGCCAGGUCUCUGGCUCCCACCUGCGCAUCCCCCAGGUCUUGGCAGCCGACUCCGGCGAGUACGUCUGCCGCAUCAGCACUGGCACCAUAGUCCAAGAAGCCUCCGUCAUUGUCACCGUCAGCAGCGCCAGGUCUUCCUACCCCUCGGGCAUCCACCCCGCAAUUUCGAUAGAGCAGUCAUCAUCCUCUGUCACUGAGGGACAGACCCUGGACCUGAAGUGCCUCGUCGCGGGCCAGGCGCCAGCCACGGUCAUGUGGUACAAGCGGGGGGGCUCCCUGCCGGCGGACCACCAGCUCUCCGGCUCACACCUGCGGCUGGUCCAGGUCUCGGCGGCUGACUCGGGCGAGUAUGUCUGCCGCGCCGGCACCAAGGAGGCCUCUGUCAUCGUCACCAUCCAGCAGAGCAGCAGUAUCUCCUAUCCCUCAGGCGUCACCCCACCAGUGAGGAUUGAGUCUUCCUCGUCCUCUGUCGCCGAGGGACAGACCUUGGACCUGAACUGCCUCGUUGCGGGCCAGGUGCAGCCCAGAGUCACAUGGCACAAGCGGGGGGGCUCCCUGCCGGCCAGCCACCAGGUCUCCGGCUCGCGCUUGCGCAUCCUCCAGGUCUCGGCGGCCGACUCAGGCGAGUACAUCUGCCGCGUCAGUACUGGCGCCAUCACCCAGGAGACCUCGCUCAUCGUCACCAUCCAGGGCGGUGCCGGCUCCUCCUACUCUGUGGGCGUCACCCCCCCAGUGAGGAUUGAGACCUCUUCCGCGUCCAUUGCCGAGGGACAGACCUUGGACCUGAACUGCAUGGUCGCAGGCCAGGCGCAGCCCAGAGUCACGUGGUACAGGCGAGGGGACUCCCUGCCAGCCAGUAGCCAGGUCUCCGGCUCCCGCCUGCGCAUCCCCCAGGUCUCAGUUGCCGACUCGGGCGAGUACAUCUGCCGUGUCAGCAAUGGCGCUGGCCCCUUGGAGGCCUCCGUCAUCGUCACCAUCCCCCGCAGUGCUGGCUCCUCGUACCCCUCGGGCAUGGCGCCCCCUGUCCGGAUUGAGUCUUCCUCAUCCUCCAUCGCGGAGGGACAGACCUUGGACCUGAACUGCCUCGUCGCGGGCCAGGCACAGCCCAGAGUCACGUGGUACAAGCGGGGGGGCGCUCUGCCAGACAGUCACCAGGUCUCCGGCUCCCGCCUGCGCAUCCCCCAGGUUUCGGCGGCCGACUCGGGCGAGUACGUCUGCCGCGUCAGUACCGGCGCCGUCACCCAGGAGGCAGCUCUUGUCAUCACCAUCGAGGACAGCACCGGCCCAUCCUACUCUUCGGGCAUGGUGCCCCCCAUCCGGAUCGAGUCUUCCUCAUCCUCCAUCGCCGAGGGACAGACCCUGGAUCUGAACUGCCUUGUCGCGGGCCAGGCGCCAGCCACAGUCACGUGGUACAAGCGAGGGGGCUCCCUGCUGGCCAGUCACCAGGUCUCCGGCUCCCGCCUGCGGCUGCUCCAGGUCUCUGCAGCCGACUCAGGCGAAUACGUCUGCCGUGUCAGCACCAGCGCCGGCCCCCGCGAGGCCUCCAUCACUGUGAGCGUCCCCUCUGGCACCAGCUCCUCCUACCGUCUGCAGAGCCCCAUCAUCUCCAUCGAGCCGCACAGCACUGCUGUGCGCCAGGACGAGGAUGCCACCUUCAAGUGCCGCAUCCACGGUGGCGCCCGGCCCAUCAAUAUCACCUGGAAGAUGGCCCCGAAGCAGCAACUGCAAGACAAUGUGAAGAUCAGCCCCAAUGGCUCAGUGAUCACCAUCUCCAGGGCUCGCCCCAGCAACCAGGGGGCCUAUCGCUGUGUGGCCUCCAACCGCUACGGAGUAGCCAACAGCGUGGUUAACUUAAUGGUGCAAGGCUCUCCUACAGUGUCCGUGAUGCCCAAGGGCCCCGUGACGGUGAAGGCAGGCAAGUCCAUCAGCCUGGAUUGCCUUGGCAUGGGCGACCCACGCCCACUUGUUCGCUGGAGCCGCUUGGGCAUGAGGCAGAAAAUGGAGCACCAGAAGUUGUUGCCCCUGGAGAGCCAAGCAGUGCUGCAGAUCUCGGCAGCCAAGCCUGAAGAUGCUGGCACCUACAUUUGCAUGGCCCAGAACUCCAUCGGCUCUGCACAGGUCCAAGUGGAGGUGAGCGUGGAAGCUGCCCACGGAAAGCCCGGCGCCCCUGAAAUCACAGUGAAGCCGACACUGACAGUGGUAGCUGGAGAAACCGCGACCCUCCAGUGCUCCGCUAUAGGUGACCCCCCUCCCACCAUCCAGUGGUCCAAGCUGAGGGCCCCGCUGCCCUGGCAGCAUCGGGUGGUGAAUAACACUCUGCUCAUCCCCCGCGUGGCCCAGCAGGACUCAGGCCAGUACAUCUGCAACGCCAGCAAUGCUGCCGGCUUCACCGAGGCCUUCAUCACACUGGACGUGGAGACACCCCCCUACGCUACCAGCCUGCCCGAGGAGGUCUCGGUGUCAGCGGGCGAGGCGGUGCAGCUGCAGUGCCUGGCCCACGGCACACCACCCCUGCACUACCAAUGGAGCAAGGCCAAUGGCAGCCUGUCCAGCAACGCCGUCCUGCGGGAGAGUGCCCUGCACAUCCGCCCCACUGUGCCCGAGGACUCGGGGACCUAUCGCUGCCUUGUCAGCAACAGGGUGGGCUCGGCAGAGACCUUCGCCCAGGUCAGCGUCCAGGGAUCGGCCCCCAGCGCCUCCCCGACCGUGCGAGUCACACCCCAGACGGACGUGAAGGGCGUGGGCGGCACGGCCGAGUUCACCUGCUCCGUCACCGGAGACGCCCGGGCGCGGAUCGAGUGGUUCAGGGAGGAUGGGGAACUGCCCGCCAGCCACAGCGUGCGGAACGGGGUGCUGCGAAUCCAGAACUUGGAUCGUGGUUGCCAGGGAGUUUACACCUGCCGAGUAAGCAGCCCCUCCGGGCAGGCCCAGGACAGCGCAAGGCUGGUGAUCCAGGCUCUGCCCAAGGUGAUGAUCAACGUGCGCACCUCGGUGCAGUCAGUGCUGGUGGGCGCAGCGGUGGAGUUCGAGUGCCUGGCCAUCGGGGACCCCAAGGCACAUAUCACCUGGAGCAAGGUGGGCAGCCGCAUUCGCCCCGAGGUGGUCGUCAGCGGUGGGAUGGUGAAGAUCGAGCGGGUGGAGCAAUCGGACGCAGGGCAGUACCGCUGCACCGCCACCAACGACGUGGGCACCGUGCAGUCCAACGUCAUCCUGCACGUGCAGUCCAUCCCCCAGAUCGCAGCUCAGCCGGAGGUCAAGGAGGUCACCAUGGGGUCGAGGGCAGUAUUCCCGUGCCUGGCGUCCGGCUUCCCCGUCCCAGAGAUCAAGUGGACCAAGCUGGAAGGAGACCUCCCAAAAGACAUUUGUCUGGAGAACAACGUCUUGACCAUUCCAUCUGUGAAGCCAGAAGAUGCCGGGAUCUAUGUCUGCACGGCAUCCAACAGGCAAGGGAAGGUGACGACCUUCUCCAUGCUCAAAGUCCGAGAGCGGGUGGUGCCGUAUUUUACUCAGAAUCCACAGACCUUCCUUGCCUUGCCCACCAUCAAGGACGCCUACAAGAAGUUUGAAAUCCAGAUCACCUUCCGGCCAGACACUGCUGAUGGGAUGCUGCUGUACAAUGGGCAGAAGAAGAGCACCGGCGCUGACUUCGUGUCCUUUGGUCUGGUGGGAGGCCGCCCGGAGUUCAGGUUUGACGCCGGCUCAGGCAUGGCCACGAUUCGGCACCCGGCGCCAAUCCGACUUGGGGAGUUUCACACGGUCCGACUAUACCGGAACCUCACCCAGGGCUCCCUGGUGCUGGACAGCCACCCUCCUGUCAACGGCACGUCCCAGGGUAAAUUCCAAGGGCUGGAUCUGAACGAGGAGCUGUACCUUGGCGGCUAUCCCGACUACAUCGCCGUCGCCAAAUCCGGCCUCAGCAGUGGCUUUGUGGGCUGUGUGCGCCAACUGCUGGUCCAGGGCGAGGAGGUGAUCUUUAAGGAUCUGGACUUGAAAGCUCAUGGUGUUUCCAACUGUCCCACGUGCCGGGACCGGCCAUGUCAGAAUGGAGGCGUCUGCAGGGACUCGGAGAGCAGCAGCUACGUGUGCCACUGUCCACAGGAAUUCACGGGGAGCAACUGUGAACAUUCACAGGCACUGCAUUGCCACCCAGAGGCCUGCGGACCGGAUGCCACCUGCAUUAACCGUGCAGACGGGCAGGGCUACCGCUGCCGCUGCCACCUGGGCAAGUCUGGGGAGACGUGCAUGGAAGGCGUCAUGGCGACCACCCCUUCCUUCAGUGGGAGCGACUCGUUCAUCUCCUACCCGCCCCUCACCAACAUCCACUACGAGCUGCGCCUCGAGGCGGAGUUCAAGCCGCUCUCCCCCGACGGCCUCAUCCUGUUCAGCGGGGGCUCAGGCGCCCCCGUGGAGGACUUCGUGUCACUUGCCGUGGCCAGCGGGCACGUGGAGUUCCGCUACGAGCUGGGCUCAGGCAUGGCUGUGCUCCGGAGCACAGAGCCACUCGCCCUGGGCCAGUGGCACAAAGUCUCGGCAGAACGGAUCAACAAGGAUGGCACCCUGCAGGUGGACAGCAGCAAGCCGGUGAAGAGGUCCUCCCCGGGGAAAAGCCAGGGGCUCAACCUCCGCACGCCCAUGUACCUGGGCGGGGUGGACAAAUCCAUCACGCUGCCUGCGGCCGCCAGCAUCAGCUCCAGCUUCCAUGGCUGCAUUGGGGAGGUGUCGAUCAAUGGGAAGAAGGUGGACAUCUCCUACAGCUUCCUGGAGAGCCGGGGCAUCACCCAGUGCUACGACAGCUCACCCUGCGACCGCAGGCCCUGCCUGCACGGCGCCACCUGCAUGCCCACUGGCGAGUACGAGUUCCAGUGCCUGUGCCAGGAUGGCUUCCGAGGCGGUCGCUGCGAGCUCGCUGAGGAUCAGUGCCUGCUCAGGAACCCCUGCCUGAACGGUGGGAAGUGCAAAGCAAACAAGUGCCUGUGCCCGGCCGGCUUCUCGGGGACAUACUGCGAGCAGGGCCCGGCCCUGGCGGCGCUGGACCGUGAGUGGGCCCUGGAGGGCAGCGGGGGAAACGACGCCCCAGGCCAGUACGGAGCCUACUUCCAGGAUGGCGGCUACCUCGCGCUCCCCCGGCACGUGCUGCCCCGCAGUCACCCCAAGUCUCCAGAGACCAUUGAGCUGGAAGUGCGCACGCGCUCCCCGAACGGCCUCCUCCUGUGGCAGGGCGUGGUGACCGGGCAGCCUGCUCUCAAGCCACAUGCUACUAGCGAGGAGGAAGGGCAGAACGGCAAAGCCAAGGACUUCAUCAGCCUCGGCCUGAGAGAUGGACACCUGGUGUUCAGUUACCAGCUGGGCAGCGGCGAAGCCAGCAUCGUCUCUGAGGACCCCAUCAACGAUGGAGAGUGGCACAGAGUGACAGCCGUUCGGGAAGGCAGGCGGGGCUCCAUUCAGGUGGACGGCGAGGAGCUGGUGAGUGGGGAGUCGCCAGGCAGCAACGUCAUGGUGAACACCCAAGGCAACGUGUACAUAGGCCCGGCCCUGGCGGCGCUGGACCGUGAGUGGGCCCUGGAGGGCAGCGGGGGAAACGACGCCCCAGGCCAGUACGGAGCCUACUUCCAGGAUGGCGGCUACCUCGCGCUCCCCCGGCACGUGCUGCCCCGCAGUCACCCCAAGUCUCCAGAGACCAUUGAGCUGGAAGUGCGCACGCGCUCCCCGAACGGCCUCCUCCUGUGGCAGGGCGUGGUGAGUCGCGCUGGGGGCUGGGCCCCUCGCUAUGUGGGGGAUGCUCGGGGGUACCGCUCCCUGAGCCGUGCCAUGGCUGCCAGGCUCUCCAUCACCCCCCUGGCGCAUGCUGCUUCGCUGUCCGUGGGCAUUUCACCGCCCUGUUGCACGUUUCUCCUCCAGGUGACCGGGCAGCCUGCUCUCAAGCCACAUGCUACUAGCGAGGAGGAAGGGCAGAACGGCAAAGCCAAGGACUUCAUCAGCCUCGGCCUGAGAGAUGGACACCUGGUGUUCAGUUACCAGCUGGGCAGCGGCGAAGCCAGCAUCGUCUCUGAGGACCCCAUCAACGAUGGAGAGUGGCACAGAGUGACAGCCGUUCGGGAAGGCAGGCGGGGCUCCAUUCAGGUGGACGGCGAGGAGCUGGUGAGUGGGGAGUCGCCAGGCAGCAACGUCAUGGUGAACACCCAAGGCAGCGUGUACAUAGGAGGCGCUCCUGCCAUCCAAGCCCUGACCGCCGGCAAGUUCCGCUCAGGAAUCACAGGGUGCAUUAAAAACCUGGUGCUGAGCAGCGAGCGGCCAGGCCAGCCGCCGCGGCAGCCCAUUGACUUGCAGCAUCACUCGGAGGCGGGAGUUAACAUGCAAGAGUGCCCCUCAUAG